CGACGCAGCUGUUCAUACUAGAAAGCGGAGGAGGAGACCAUAGAAAUGAACGCACUGGGAGGAUGACAGCUUUUAGCCGCUGCUGUAACCCUGAACCUCUGACACCCAUAAGAACCGUCAGCGAGAGGACCACUAACCCAGCCCGCAGGGCGCAUCCUCUAUCCCGAGCAAAAAGCGAGGGGCCGUGGGCGGAGGAUUCCUUAUGAUUUCUCAGUUUUCAUAGACGCUAUUUUUCUAACACCAUGGUGCUGGGCAAGGUGAAAACUUUAGCGGUCUACUUCGACUAUCUGAACGACAACAACGUCCCCGUUUACUCCGGCGGGGAUUCGGUCUCGGGGAGGGUGAUAAUCGAAGUCACCGGCGAGGUUCGCGUCAAAACGUUGAACAUAACCGCCAGAGGCGUAGCCAAGGUGCGGUGGACCGAGUCCCGGAACGCCGGAGCCAACACUGCCUACACUCAGAAUUACACCGAGGAGGUGGAAUACUUAAACCAUAGCGACACGUUAAUAGGAGAGGAGAGAGAUGAGGACAGUCCAGAGGAGGCCCUCACUGUUCUCAACACAGGAUUACACGAAUUCGCCUUUAGCUUCCUGCUACCACAGAUGCCCCUGGCCACGUCGUUUGAAGGGAAGCAUGGCAGUGUGAGGUACUGGGUGAGAGCAGAGCUCUACAGACCAUGGCUGCUGCCUGUCAGAGUCAAGAAAGAGUUCACUGUGUUUGAACACAUCGAUAUCAACACACCGCGGCUGCUGGCCCCUCAAGCUGGCACUAAGGACAAGACCUUAUGUUGUUGGUUCUGUGCCUCGGGACCCAUCUCACUCAGCGCCAAGAUAGAGAGGAAGGGAUACACGCCAGGUGAGUCCAUCCAGAUCUUUGCAGAGGUGGAGAACUGUUCGUCCAGGGUGGUGGUGCCCAAGGCAGCGCUGAGCCAGACCCAGACCUACUUCGCCAAGGGCAAGGCCAGGCAGCUCCAGCAGCAGAUGGCAGCCCUGCGUGGGGACACCCUACCCCAGGGGAAGAGCCAGAGCUGGGAUGGAAAACUCCUCCACAUACCCCCGGUGUCCCCAUCCAUCCUGGACUGUCCACUCAUCAGAGUGGAGUACACACUGGUGGUGUAUGUGGACAUCCCUGGGGGGUUGAACCUGUCUCUAUCGUUGCCGUUGGUGAUCGGGACCAUCCCCCUCCACGCAUUCCCCAAUCGAACAAGCAGCAUCAGCAGCUACUGUAGUAGCAUCAGCUGGCCAGAGAGACCUGAGGCUCCCCCUAGCUACAGUGACUUGGUGGUGACAGAGGAGCAGAGGUGGGGCUGUCUGGAGCGCUGUGACGGGUCAGUGGUCAACGAAGAGGACCAGGGAACACUGCGCGCUUACAUCACAGAGUUCAGAUACCAGCCCCCACCACUCUAUUCUGAGGUUGACCCUAACCCAGAGCCGGGCUGUGGAGGUCAGGUGGUCAGGAGACCCGACCUCUGCCCCUCUCGCUGAGCACAACACUGACCUGCUCAGAGCAGACAGGCAUCUACACCUACAGAUGGAUCCAACAUGGCCGCUGCUAUAGCCCCCUACUGGAGCCAGUCACCUACAGAUGGAUCCAACAUGGCCGCCGCUAUAGCCCCCUACUGGAGCCAGUCAUCUACAGAUGGAUCCAACAUGGCCGCCGCUAUAACCCCCUACUGGAGCCAGCAUUGCGUCUCAUCCUUAGUUUCCUCGGGUACAUAGAUCAACAGAUGCAGGGAUGUCAGCUCUGAUAGACACUCUGUGGAGAGGCCAGGAGACUCCUCAGUCUGACCAGCAUCGCGGUUCUCUGCUGGUCAGAAAGAAUAGAUAGUCCUUAGACCCAGCUUCUGUUACAUAUGACCAUUACGUGGCACAUCUAAGACUAGAAAGGAGAGGAGAAGAAGAAAAUAGAUAAUCCACUGUUGGACUGUUGGAAACAGUGGUCAGGAUCUCCUCCAGCCUCAGAUUGAAUUUUGCACAUGCCUCUCUCACUGUUUUUCUACUUAACUUCCAUAGCUUUUCUUCCUCAACGGUCAUAUAUGCUGAAAAAUGUCCGUUGUCUUCUCACCACCAUUACUGCUUAACUAGAAACAACACCGAUCAGACUCUUUUAGAUCAAAGUAAGUAAGAAACAAAUGAAAGGAGAUGUUUUUAGAGAGGUGUUAGUGUGUCUCGGGUUUCCUGAAUGGGGAAUGUGGUACAUGGUGAAAUGACUAGUGUGUGUUCAGACAGACACUGGUGUAUCUGUGAAGCACUCACUCACACUCUCUGUCUUUCAGGUGUCUUUCCUCACUAAACCCUCCAUAGAUACAGUACCCUACUAAGCACAUGUUUGAUUGUAGUAUGUGGACAUAUGACACAGAAAGAAGCUCUGUAUUUACAUAAGAGGCAAAGAAACAGCCAGAUGUAAAAUAAAAUAAGAAAAAAAUACAUUUGAAAUGUUUACAGGUCAAUUGUCGUUCAAAUUUGAUCUUCACUUCCAAACAAAGUGCAAUAUAUUUUUGUAUUUGUCGUUUUUCUGUUUGUGUACGUGAUGCCAUUAUAGCCAUUACUGAUCUGAAUGCUAUCAUGAUCUUCCUUUGUUUGAAAUAAAGAUGCCUUUUUGUAGAAA
Molecule: messenger RNA, 2607 nt
Organism: Salmo salar (Atlantic salmon)
Lineage: Eukaryota; Metazoa; Chordata; Actinopteri; Salmoniformes; Salmonidae
Product: arrestin domain-containing protein 3
Biological process (GO): protein transport
Cellular component (GO): cytoplasm
Source: RefSeq, a predicted model, not a curated record